AUGAAGUCUAGAGCCCUCGACCUUUCUAUGCAUCUUUUGUGGUACCUUGAAUGGAAAUCCGACAAGUGUGAACUCGAAGUUAGCAAGCCGGCUAUUGCCGCGGCAGUCGCGCAGGCGGCGCUGCGCUGUGCGGCUGUGGCUCACUGGCGCUUCUUGUGGCUGGUGGGAGGCGUGGGUGGCGUCGGUGCCCAGCGCAGCCCACUCGGCUGGGCCAUGGGCAGCUCUCAGAGACUAGCGGCCGUAGCAGCCGUUUCCCAUUCGAGGCAUUAUUAUAAUCACACGCAAUCCGGGGUCGCGCAAACAGAAGCGCCACACUAUACAGUCAAUAUAUUUUUCGUUUUGAACUUUGAUGAACAAAUGAAACUUGAUCAGGUUCAGAGAGCCAAUAAUCGGAACCUUAGAUUAAUUUAUUUCUUCAUCAUUCUAGACUGUCUAAUGGUCGGCGUCAUAAAAGUUAGAUCCGAUUUGGGAGCACAAGUCAGAGGCAGUGCAACGCUGUGUGGUGUAUUGGUGGCGGUUUGUGCGGCUUGCUGGCGACGCUCGCCGGCUACCGAUAAGCCAGAGGAGGCACCAGACUGCCGCGGCGUCUACACCGUCAGUGCCGACGCGACUCUUGUACAGGCGACGGCGUACGGUAUGGAUUUUGCGCCAAUGAGAUAUAAGCGCAUUGCGCAAGCGAAUUAG
This is a messenger RNA of Diatraea saccharalis (sugarcane borer), 684 nucleotides long. The record is from the annotation of a GenBank genome assembly. Lineage: Eukaryota; Metazoa; Arthropoda; Insecta; Lepidoptera; Crambidae.